CUUUUCGGCAUAGAGAGCACCUAAACGUUCUUGUUUGAUUGUUGUUCAGUAUCAUCGACCAAAUAAUUCGUAAUUUUGAGGACGGGCAAAGUCAACCUGGGGCAAAAUUUCCACUGCCACCGACGGUCCUAGUUAUCAACCUCGAAAACUUGGCACCUUGUCCAACUCUCGCCUAGGCAACGUUUGAAGUUAAUUACAAAAAAACCCGCCAAGAUUUUGUAGCCAUUCCUGAGAAGCAUAAUGGGGUCAGAAGAUACUCAGAAAGAAGCUCCCGUGGACGCUCCCGAACUCCCCCAACAUCGUCAAUAUGGUGACACUCCAGAUGGCGGCUUAUUGGCAUGGACUCAGGUUGCCAUGGGCCACCUGGUAAUAUUCAACUGCUGGGGCUACAUAACCUCAUUUGGCUUCUUCCAACAAUACUACGUUGAGCAGCUGCACAGGACGGCCUCCGACAUAUCAUGGAUCGGGUCGAUGCAGAUGUUUCUGCUGAACUUCGUCGGCUUCUUCUCCGGUCGAACAGUUGACUCGGGACAUUUCCGACUAUCGCUGAGCAUUGGUUGCGCGUUCCAAGUCGCCGGCGUCUUCUUUACCGCUUUCUCGACCAAGUAUUGGCAAGUAUUUCUCGCGCAGGGUGUGUGCAGCGGUCUCGGCCACGGCUUCUUGUUCGCGCCCAUCGUGUCCAUUCUUCCCACCUACUUCAAGAAGAACCGUGCCGUGGCCGUAUCGUUGGCGACAUGUGGCGCCUCCACGGGCGGCAUGGUGUUUCCCAUCAUCGCCUACUUCGCGAUGCCGCGGCUGGGGUUCCGGUGGACCGUCAUAAUCAUGGGCUGCGUCAUUACGUUCAACGCAAUCAUGAUUCUCUGCUUCACGAGGACACGCGUUCCCGCCCGCAAGCCUCGGUCGUUGUUCGAUCUGCGUGCGUUCACCGAACUGCCCUUCACAUUGUUUGCCGUAGGCUCGUUCUUUGCCCUUUGGGGCAUUUACUUUGCGUAUUUCUAUAUUGGUAUUUUCGGUCGCUCGGUAUUGGAUUUCUCUUUGACACAGUCACUACUUUCCAUCAUCGUAAUGAAUGGUGUUGGGCUUUUCGGGCGUGUGAUCCCGGCCUUGCUGGCUGACAGGUACUUUGGGAUCUUGAACACACUGAUCCCUGUCGUCGGCGUCAGUGGCAUCCUCAUUCUUGGCUGGAUAGGGGUUUCUUCCACCGGCGGUCUGUUCGGCUGGGCGGUGAUUUACGGAAUCGCUGCAAACGCCACUCAGAGCCUCUUCCCGGCUGCUGUCGGUGACCUUAGCACCGAUCCGACGAGGGUCGGUACGAAGGUGGGCAUGAUCCUGGCAGUGGUGGGCGUUGCUUGCUUUACGGGGCCUCCCAUUGGGGGACAUCUAAUCGCAAUCAAUGACGGUAACUAUCUGUUUGCUCAGAUUUUUGGGGGUCUUGCUAUGUUGGCAGGCUGUGGAACUUACAUAGUUGUGGCCUUUAAACGGCCUAAAAAAGUGUUGUAGGAAGGCAUAGUUCUCAUCUUGAUGCCCUUCUUCAGGAGCCCUCUGAGGCCGAGACACUAGAUAUAAUACCAGAAUGCAAAAGAUACUUAGGACGUUGCAAAGCUCCAGAGUAUACGACCUUGCCUAGCCAGUGAACUCAUGAUAGCGGCACUGACCUUUCCACGCUGAUAUGAGGCCGGUUGAUGAUCCCAGUUCAAAAGCCACAUUCGAAAGUGGACUCUAAGAAAGACGUGAAAAUUAUUCACUGUUGCUGUGUGUAUGCAGCAGAGGCAUUUGGCACCUCGCGCUGGCUGGCCGGCUGUAUUGUAACCAAGUAGUAGAAGCCGCUCCGCUCUAGCAAGCGGCGGUUGACAGCAUUAUAAUACUGCCCAGUAUCGCUGCGUUAAGGAAAGGUUAUGUUGCCCAGUGACUCUGUAGCUAGUAACGAAACACUUUUUUUUUGAAUGCUGUGUGUUGUUUAUGAGCCUGGUUAAGAGCCAGUUCUUGGGACCACAAAAUGCUGCAUUCGAAGAUGCCCGAGGAGUUUUGGGUCAGCAGUUAACAAGUGAAAUAUUGACAACAUUUGGAUUGGAGAAAAAUCAUCUGAAAAUCUGCGUUCAUCCACUGCUGGGUCCUCUUGGGGUAAGGAGAGGAUUAAAUCCAUGGCCCUGCGUUGCUCCUCUAGGUGUGGUUAUAAUGCUCUAGUUACGUGUUCGUUGGAGUUGUGAGCUUCGCGGCGUAGACCUUGGUCCAAUCGGGUCACUCGAUCGAGCUGAACGAAUAGUGAAAUAUUGAUGCCGUUAUUCAUUGGUCGUGGCGAGUAUUCUUUUGAGGCUCGAAGUGACGGGGAACAUCGGACAGCGGCGGUAACAUGGCAGCUCCACUUUGGACAAAUCCGCGUGAUCCAAAUGGCCGAUCAUGCCGCCGGCUUCACUUUCCUCUCCGACUCC
Colletotrichum destructivum is the source of this 2429-nucleotide messenger RNA. Its product is annotated as Putative major facilitator superfamily, MFS transporter superfamily. Gene Ontology annotation, molecular function: transmembrane transporter activity. Lineage: Eukaryota; Fungi; Ascomycota; Sordariomycetes; Glomerellales; Glomerellaceae. The record is from RefSeq and is a predicted model, not a curated record. The coding region runs from base 241 to 1500 and encodes 419 amino acids. Gene Ontology annotation, biological process: transmembrane transport. The transcript is spliced from 3 exons. Gene Ontology annotation, cellular component: membrane.